GUGCCACUUUCAGGUCUCCUCACACUGCUGGUGUGUUCCAUUUUUUGUCAUAGGGUGCUGGCAGAUUACGGGCCUCCUAUAGCUGCUGCCAGGCCCCUAAUCUGCCAUGGGCCCCUGUACCGCCUCCUCAUGCUGCUGCCAGGUCCACAGUGUCUCAUGGGUCCCUGUACGGCCUCCCAUUGCUGCUGUCUCCAUCGCCACACUCUGCCAUGUGCCACUUUCAGGUCUCCUCACACUGCUGGUGGUUUCCAUUUUUGUCAUAGGGUGCUGUAUGGCCUCCCAUUGCUGCUGCCUCCACCGCCACACUGUGGCUCCACACUCUGGUUUUGGCCCCGUGACUGCCCAAAUGAGUGAAGUGUGCGGUGAUUCUAAGAUCGACGGCACUCAUCUGCAUGUCAUACUG
This is a messenger RNA of Staurois parvus, 403 nucleotides long. The record is from the annotation of a GenBank genome assembly. NCBI's taxonomy places the organism in Eukaryota, Metazoa, Chordata, Amphibia, Anura, Ranidae.